AUGGGAGAUUCUAUAGUUUAAUAAUAAACAAAAAUUAUAAAUGAACAAAGAUUCUAAACAGAAAAUUCAAUCAAUUAUUAUAAUGAGUUUGAUAAAUUAACUAAAUCUAAUUUAAGAAUGAGGAAUCCUGAUGAACAAUGUCAUUUUUGAAAAACAAUUUUUGGGUUUUUGUUAGUACUUCAUAAAAAUACAGACUUAGAGAUCGAAAAGAAUUAGAAUAGGAAGAAAAAUAGAUUGGAAGAGAUAGAAGAAAAUUUUAUAAUGUAAAAAAUAAUUGGAAAUAUAUUAUACAUAAAUAGAUACUUAAAUCUCAUAAAAAAUAAAUAUAAAGAUCCUAUCAAAUUAUAUUAAACUUCUCCAAUGAUUGAAAAUAAAAAAUCAAAAGAAGUAAGCCUACGGUCGACAAAGAAGUUAGACAUAGCAUCUUUAACCGUAAUCUAUAUUAUAUAGAUCACUAUAAUAGUAUAAAAUUAGGGUAUAAAAAUGGAAGGGAAUGAACAUUAUGAAUGA
Paramecium primaurelia is the source of this 510-nucleotide messenger RNA. Lineage: Eukaryota; Ciliophora; Oligohymenophorea; Peniculida; Parameciidae. The record is from the annotation of a GenBank genome assembly.